This is a messenger RNA of Mercurialis annua (annual mercury), 2593 nucleotides long. RefSeq names its product telomere repeat-binding protein 4. The coding region runs from base 311 to 2413 and encodes 700 amino acids. The record is from RefSeq and is a predicted model, not a curated record. Lineage: Eukaryota; Viridiplantae; Streptophyta; Magnoliopsida; Malpighiales; Euphorbiaceae. The transcript has 10 exons.
UUUAUUUUCUCUUCUCUUAUUAUAAAUUAAUUAAACAUAUAUACAAAAAAAUUAUCAAAAUUCUCAUCAAAUUCUUUGUUUUAGAGAUCAAAUUAAUUUUUCAUAAUGUUGAAUUUCAAUACCCAUUGAAUUGAAUUGCCUGAUCUUGUUGAAUUUUUGUUCAAUUUUCAAGGAAUUUGAUCCCAUCUUGUCAAUUUAGCAGUGUGAAGAUUAAUUCGUUUGUACAGAAAGCUUGUUGGUUUUCUCGCCGAGGAUUGUUUUGUAGUUUCAGCUUAGUAAUGUGGAUAGCAUAAGUGUCAUGUUGUGAGAUAUGGUGGUGAAGAAGAGGCAAGAUAAUGGUUUUAAUAAUUUUCAUGUACCCUUUGUUCCUCGGGCUCCUAGAUCAGUGAGGCGGAGGGUUGUGCAUAACAAGACAGUAGAAGAUAGUCAAAUAUGUGCAUUUGAUUUGCUUGCUUCAAUAGCCGGAAAAUUGUUGCAGGAGAGUGAAAGUUGUUCUUCGUCUAGUAAUGCAUCUGGAACUAAUGAUCAACCUGCAAUUGGUGAUUCUGUUAUUCAGCAAAAGCACGAUAAGCUGCUGAAAACAGAGUGCACUGAUCCGGGAAGCUGUGAAGAAAGUGUUUGCGUCCCUAAGUUUGCCUCAGCAAACAGUGUACAGAAGUGUCUUCUGAAGGGAUCUCCGCAUGCUGAGAAUGAUUCUGUCGUGGAGCGCUCUUCAGUUAUCACACAUUCUGGUUCCUCAGAAAAAGCUACCGAUGAUGUGAAAUCUGUGAUUUGCAAAAGCAGGACUUUAGAUGAUAAUUUCCUGUGUGCAGUCGACGGAGGCUCUCCUGUUUCCGGGAGAGAUGAUUUUGUAGAAAAUGGGUUUAACAAGCAGCAAGAUGUUGCCGGUCUGGAGAAUGGUGGUUUGACUAUUCUUAACACGUCCUGUUCCAAGGAUCCCAUGGAGCUGUGUAUGAAAUUUCCUGCAGUGGUCAAUUCUGACACGAAUGUCAGAUUGCCAUCAUGCAGGGAUCCUGUUCCUAAUGCUUCUAUUUUAAAGCUUAGGAAUGACAUUAAAUUAGGUAUUAGAGAUGAUGACGAAAACUUUUCUAGGUUUAAUAGACCUGGUAACAAGCCAAGGGCUUUUAGGCACCCUUCACGUAUUGGGGAUCGAAGAAUAAGAAAAUUACUGACAUCUAAGUAUUGGAAGAGUGCUCCAAAAUUGAAGGAUUAUGAACUUCCUAAAGUUGAUGGGGGAACAAAACCUCUUUUCCGCAAGAGGAAAAUCUGCUACGGUCGUGAAAGAUAUCAACGUGACAUUCUUUACAAGAGAAGGAAGUUUUCUGACCAUAGCUUAGUGACUUCCGAUGGAGGGUUCAGCAGUGAGAGUGUUUGCAACUCGCCUCAAAAGUGUAUUCAUGUGGACAAGAAUGGCUUAGCGACAACAUCUCGCAGAGAAAAUGGUAGGAUGUCUUCCUCAGCUGUAGGUCAUCAGGCUAAUUUCAAUUCCAAGGAUUCUCAUGUUAAUUUUAGCAUCAAGUCCUUUAGGAUACCAGAGCUUUUAAUUGAGGUCCCUGAAUCCACCACUGUCGGUUCUCUGAAGAGAACAGUCAUGGAUACUGUGCUAGCUAUUCUGGGAGGUGGUUUACGUGUUGGUGUACUUCUUCAUGGAAAGAAGGUUAGGGAUGACAGUAGAACUUUAUUGCAGACUGGUAUAAGUUCUAAAGAAAAUCUUGAUUCACUGGGCUUCACAUUGGACCCUAGUCCUGAGCUUGCUUCUCCAAUUCUGUACACUGAGGAUACUCCGAUACCAUUAUCACGUGAUAUUUCUCAACUUGUUUCAAGGUCCCCGGCGGCUCCUGUUUUAGAUUCAGGGAUUUCCGAUGCAUUACCUGACACUCCUCCAUUGACUAAUUUAGGCGAUAACGUUGAUAGUAAUCAUGAAUCAGCUUCCUCAUUUACUGACAACUUAACUGACCAAACAAUAUCAGAUUCUAGAGCUCUGGUUGCAGUCACACCAGGAAGUGCUGAAGCACUUGCUAUGAUUCCUGUUAACCAGAAAGCUAGACGAGCUGAACUUGUACAGCGUCGAACCAGGAGACCAUUCUCUGUUACAGAAGUAGAAGCAUUAGUUCAGGCAGUUGAGGAACUUGGAACCGGAAGGUGGCGUGAUGUUAAGUUGCGUUCGUUUGAAAAUGCAGACCAUCGCACUUAUGUGGACUUGAAGGAUAAAUGGAAGACGUUGGUGCACACGGCUAAGAUUGCGCCCCAGCAAAGAAGGGGGGAGCCGGUUCCCCAGGAGCUUUUGGACAGAGUCUUAGGAGCUCAUUCAUACUGGUCUCAGCAUCAAGCUAAGCAACAUAGCAAGAAUCAAGCUGGUGUCUUAAAGAUCACAGAGAGCCAUGGUGGAUUUGAAGAAGGUAUUGUGAUGUAAUUAAAAGAAAGGUAAAUUGUUGACAGGAACAGGGUAACCAGAAUUUGUACAAAAAAAAAUUGAUUCAAAUUUCAUGUAAUAUUUUCUCACACUCACAUGAUUCAUUGCUUAAUUCCCAUUCCAAUGUGGUGGGAUUGGCAUUUGUAAAUGAUUUCAGGCAAUAAAGAACACUUAACAAAA